This is a messenger RNA of Pecten maximus, 1904 nucleotides long. Its product is annotated as RING finger protein 37-like. Gene Ontology annotation, biological process: protein polyubiquitination. Gene Ontology annotation, cellular component: nucleus. Gene Ontology annotation, molecular function: ubiquitin-ubiquitin ligase activity; ubiquitin protein ligase binding. NCBI's taxonomy places the organism in Eukaryota, Metazoa, Mollusca, Bivalvia, Pectinida, Pectinidae. The record is from RefSeq and is a predicted model, not a curated record.
AAACAUAUGUACUAUCUUAUCAUAACCAAUAAAACCCAUGUUGACAAUCAUGUGACCAACAUAAUGGUUUGACCCAAAAGCCUUAUUACUUACACCUGUAUAUACCUAUACAGGUAACAACCUGUAUCUACCUAUACAGGUAACAUACACUCUUCCAUACUCACGCACACACACAUUCCUAGUCACUACAGGUAAAGACACACACAAAGACAUGCAUGGACAUACCUGGACAACACACUGCAUAGUGAUUAGAUGAAUGUUAGAUGACCGAUGUCAGAAAAUGUUGGUAGACUUCUGCAAUGGUCAGUUUGAUGCCAGAAUCACUUGUGACAAAGUCAGUGCUGACUAUCAUGAAGUGACUAAUCUUGUGUCUCAAGACUGGGCAAAGCGAAGACGGGGAUUCCUAGCCGAGACUUUUAUAAAACCACCUGUUUCAUUCACUGUUGCGUUUCCUUGCAACAUUGAAGUGUUCCGCAUCGUAAUUGACCCCAAAGUUGGACGACAGACAUCAAGUGGAAUAGAAAUUUUCACCUACUCGAAAAAAGUAGACAAAUGUUGGCUAAAUGGACUAUCUGAACAGUCUAACACUGAUUCAACCAUGAAACCUGCAAGCAUGAUUUAUCAACAAGUUGGGAAAGCUAUGAUGCAAGAUCCAGGGAUAUUAUGUUUCAGCAAUGUUCAAUAUCGCCCUUUUGGUGAGUGGCAUCCGGACAAAAACAUGCCUGCUUCAACUGACUUUCCAAAUGCUCAAGAUUUAAGACAUCAUAAACUGUCUUCAUUGAGCUUUGUGAGUCAAAUUUCUGUAAGAGUGUCCAGAACAGUUAACGGGAGUGCUGUCGGGAUACAACGUCUGGAGAUUUGGGGCCAACCAUCCCGCUCUUGUCGAAUAGAAAUCCUGAACAGAGUCAAGGCCUUGUGCCUGUCUUCAGUACCUGCCAAUGUACAGGACAAUGCCAGUACAGUGACCAAAGAAGUUAGAAAUCCUGUCUCUAACAAUAUCAGUGUUGAUGUCUACCAUGAAAAGGGAAUAGAGGUUCCCCAGGACUUUGUUGACAAGAUCACUUGUGACAUCAUGACAGUUCCCAUGCUGUUGCCGUGUGGGGAAAAUAUUGAUCAGUCAACUUUGGAGAAACACAACAGUAAUGAAGCCUCCUGGGGUCGUCCUCCGAGUGACCCUUACACUGGAAUACACUUUCACGGAAAUCUCCAGCCAAUUCCUAAUACCUCACUGAAGACUAGAAUUGAUAAAUUUGUACUGACACACAGUGAAACUCUUGGCCAUCUACCUCGUACCUUAGGGAAAAGUAACAUUUAUACCUCAAAACGACCAUUAGCAAGUAAGAUUGUGUCACCAAACAUGGCAUACGACAAUGUGCAGGGAAGUUGUAAAACUCCUGUAAAUAACAAAAGAACUAUUUGUGACGUUACAGAAAACUCUGAGACAGCAGGCAGAGCGAAGCGGUUGAAGAAUUCUGUAAUAUAUUGCAAGAGCAUCAAAAGUGAAACCAAAAUUAGUGCUACUGAUUGUAUGACAAAGAUUUAUAAAGAACCUCCUAGUAGAACACAGACACAGACAGGAGACAGGAGUGGGACCACACAUGGCGACAGUCUGAAAUACAGUCUCGAUUCAGCUCUUGCUUCAACUCUUGGGUCGUUGCCUUCAUUUACAAAAUUUUCAACAGCUUCUUUGAAAAACCAAAAUUCUAGAAACCUGAAAGAUGUUUCCAGUGGUGAACAAAUGUGUUGUAUGUGCUAUAAGGAUGGUAGUAUGAUGUACAAGGGAGUGUGUGAACACCUAAUGUGUAGGGGAUGCCUCACAAGCAAUACUGGCACUUUGAUAUGCUCAACAUGUAGGGCAGUGUGGGAUCGAGGGGAGAUAACUAGAGUUCAUAGAUGAAUUUGGG